Messenger RNA from Sabethes cyaneus, 1808 nucleotides. RefSeq names its product ATP synthase subunit C lysine N-methyltransferase. Gene Ontology annotation, cellular component: mitochondrion. Gene Ontology annotation, molecular function: protein-lysine N-methyltransferase activity. The transcript has 3 exons. The coding region runs from base 1 to 618 and encodes 205 amino acids. NCBI's taxonomy places the organism in Eukaryota, Metazoa, Arthropoda, Insecta, Diptera, Culicidae. Gene Ontology annotation, biological process: peptidyl-lysine trimethylation; regulation of mitochondrial ATP synthesis coupled proton transport; positive regulation of proton-transporting ATP synthase activity, rotational mechanism. The record is from RefSeq and is a predicted model, not a curated record.
AUGUCAACUAGCGAAAUUCGUCCUAUUCAAAAAACAGAUAAUCUUGUUCCGAUUACGACAAACAAUAAAUCAAUUUCUGGGAAAAUACUAAUAGCUGUAACAGGUGGCUUCGGUAUAGGGCUUUCGAUCAUUUGUUAUCCAUUUUUGGCACCGGCAUUACGCAAACACUGCUUGCCGUAUGUUCCAGCUACCACGAAGCAAAUUGGAAAUGUACUUUCUGCUAUAAACACUUCCAAUAAAGCUGACAAAUUACUCGAUAUCGGAUCAGGCGAUGGAAGAAUCGUUAUUGCGGCGGCCAAAGCGCGCGGAAUUGAAGCACAUGGAGUCGAGUUGAAUCCAUGGUUGGUUUUAUAUUCUCGUAUUUCUGCAGUGCGAACAGGAGUUUACGCAAACACAAGAUUUUAUCGAAAAGAUCUUUGGAAGUUUGAUAUAUCGAAAUAUAAUAAUAUCGUUAUAUUCGGUGUGGAAGAAAUGAUGCAGGAUCUCGAACAAAAAGUGGCACAAGAAGCGCAAUCUAAUGCUACGAUAAUCGCUUGUCGAUUUCCCUUCCCCAGUUUGAUUCCUGUUAAAACCCUUGAAGAUGGCAUUGAUUCCGUAUGGAUUUAUCGGAGAAAGUAAUGUAAAUUUAAUAUUGUUUCUAAAACCACCGUUUAUCAAGUAGCAAUCAAAAUUUUUUAUAAAUUAAUACAUUAAUUUAUAAUAACAUGAGUUCAGUUCGGUAAGUCCUGUAUACGGCCUAACCAUUUAUCACUCUUAUUCUUGUUUUCGUUAGAAUCAAUUCAAGCUUUCAAACGUAUCUUCAUUAGCUUUAAACGAAUGUAAGAAUACUACUUUUCAUUUCGUUUGCAUUACACUGUACGUACGAACGUAAGAUACAACCGAAAACAAAAACAAGGAUGAAUAUAUCUUACAUACCUAUGUAAUUUUUAAUGAGUACAAUAUUUUUGAUAUGAUGCAAAGUCCCGAUAUUUCACUGCAAUUCUACGUUGAUUUGUUCUCGGUUUUGGUUCCAUUCAAAUGGAUCAAUUCCAAGUUGAGAUUUCAUUACUUUCAAAGUGUUGCCUAUGAUCUGUUUAUGGUAAACUAAACGCAAUGUAAACCUGCAUAAGUAAACAAAAACUUUAUAACAUAUUGCAUGUUUAAACUGAGAUUUAUAUACAUCUUACUUACCCUAAUUUAAGGUAUACCUCGCGAAUACUUUCAUCACAUUCAGAGGUAACAGUUUCGACGGUGAAAAGCUGAUUAUCUACAGCAUUUGAAAGCACACGGCUAAUUAACCGCUCGGCGAUUUCUCUAAACGGAUAUUUGGGACAAACAGCUAGCCGAUAUAUCCAGCCGGAGUUCUCCAAUAUUAGAUGACUUUUGCAACUAAUCGUACCGAUAACUUUUCGCCUCAUUUUAUUUGCUUCACUCUUGUUCACUCCGGGCACAUCAUCGAAGAAUUCUUCAAUAUUCAGACCUUUUUGCAACCCAUUUGCGGCAUAAGGUUCAUAAACCUCUGCCACCCAGCAUAAUUUGUUUCCUCCUCGAAUGGCAAGAUCAUUUGCCUUAUUGAAAUAACUGCCAUAUGUUGUAAAGAGAAUCAAUCCUAUAACAACUGGAAUGGCCACGCAACACAUCAGCAAAGGAAUUCCGAAAAAAAUGAACAUAAUGGCCCAUACUAUAACUAUUAGCUGAAGAGUGAUCUGAAAUGAAAACUUGUUAUUAAUCGGUUCUUUAAUUAAUUUAAGUGUAUUUCUUAAAUUAUGAUUAAAACAUGAGUUUAUAUUUAUUUCUAAAGAUUUCAAAAGAAAAAUCGAUACAAAUUA